Molecule: messenger RNA, 603 nt
Organism: Carassius auratus (goldfish)
Lineage: Eukaryota; Metazoa; Chordata; Actinopteri; Cypriniformes; Cyprinidae
Exons: 2
Coding region: 1-603 (200 amino acids)
Source: RefSeq, a predicted model, not a curated record
AUGGAUAAAGAUUCAAUAAUGGACUCAGAAGACCGAAUAGAAAGGACUGUUGAUAUCUACGUCAGUGCAGAGACUGUAAGAGACAUGAAACAUAAGAAAAAGACAGAAGACUUCAACACAGAAGAACCCCGAACACCUCGACACACAGAAGACUUCAACACAGAAGAACCCCGAACACCUCGACACACAGGAAGUGAUGGUGUGACGAUCUCCAGAGCAGCUGGUGUGUGUUUGGGGCUGAUGUGUGUUCUUCUGAUGACUGCAGUCAUAGUGCUGUGUUUCAUCUUCAUUCAAGAGAGACAACUGACUAAGUUCACCAACAUCACAGAAGAGAGAGACCAGCUACUAACUAAGAUCACCAACAUCACUCAAGAGAGAGACCAGCUACUAACUAAGAUCACCAACAUCACUCAAGAGAGAGGCCAGCUACUAACCAACAAUACGAACCUCACAGAAGAGAGACAACAGCUACUAACUAAGAUCACCAACCUCACUCAAGAGAGAGAACAGCUGCUAACCAACAAUAGGAGCCUCACAGAAGAGAGAGAGCAGUUGAAAUCAGAAAGAAAUGAUCUUCAGAAGUUUGUGGGUAAGUUUCUUUAG